Messenger RNA from Diuraphis noxia (Russian wheat aphid), 2710 nucleotides. Its product is annotated as cationic amino acid transporter 4. The record is from RefSeq and is a predicted model, not a curated record. Gene Ontology annotation, biological process: amino acid transport; transmembrane transport. Lineage: Eukaryota; Metazoa; Arthropoda; Insecta; Hemiptera; Aphididae. Gene Ontology annotation, molecular function: amino acid transmembrane transporter activity. Gene Ontology annotation, cellular component: plasma membrane.
CAGUAGUACGUCACGCAGUGCGUCCGUGCCGCCGUCUAGUAGUCGUCGUUUAAAAACAAAACAAAAACCCACACAAUAAUCGUCAACGUAAAAAAAAAAACACCACCGGUAAAACAAAAACCGACCGACCGUCGAUAACAAUAAUAGUAUGCCUAGCUAUAAUAUUAUGUGAUAUUAUUAGUAUGUUGUGCUAUCUGAUGAUCGAUACGAUGAAUAAUUAAUAAGUAAUCAAAACAGUGUAAGUGACAGACAACGCGACCGCGAUUUCAAGAGGUACGGAAAAGAAAAAAAAAAGUAAAAAAAGUUACAAAUCGAAAUGUAUGCCGCCGAUUUCCAUUGACCAUUGACACCGCGCAUAACAUUAUUAUACCGUAGUGUUGUUUGAGAUUAACAAGUCUAUUCAUCAUGCCAGGUUCAAGGCACAAAAUAUUAAGCCAUGUGUUCAGUGGCUUUUCUGAAAAAAUGGGCCGUACAAAAGUAUUGGACAUCGGGACRCAAGCAAUCGAAACACCACUAAAACGAUGUUUGACAACAUUUGACAUAACUCUUUUAGGAAUCGGUCACAUGGUGGGUGCCGGGAUUUACGUACUGAUCGGCACGGUCGCCAAGGAAAUGGCUGGUCCAGCGAUCAUACUAUCGUUUAUGUUGGCUGGCGCAGCGUCCAUGUUGGCUGCAUUGUGCUACGCCGAAUUCGGUACUCGCAUACCAAAAGCCGGUUCUGCGUACAUCUACACGUACGUGAGCGUCGGCGAGUUUUGGGCAUUCGUUAUUGGAUGGAACAUCAUACUCGAGCACAUGAUUGGUGCUGCGUCUGUGGCCAGAGCAUGGAGUGGGUUCUUCGAUUCGAUGUUUGACAACGUUAUCAGAAACACGACGAUAUCCGUGUUGGGUGAACUUCACGAGACACUGUUUGGCAAGUAUCCGGACGUGUUUGCAUUUUUCGUGUGUUUGCUGCACGCGUGUAUCCUGGGGGUAGGCGUUAAAACUUCGUCGUACAUGAACAGCUUCUUGACGCUGAUCAACCUCGGCGUGAUGGCCGUGAUCGUAGUGGCCGGAUAUUAUUAUGGRAACAGUGACAACUGGUCCAGUGACGGCGGAUUUAUGCCGUACGGCACGACUGGUAUCAUAGCCGGGGCAGCCACCUGUUUCUACGCUUACGUCGGCUUCGACAGCAUCGCCACCUCGGGCGAGGAAGCAAAGGACCCGGCCUAUUCGAUUCCAGUGGCCACGAUAAUUGCGAUGAGCGUCGUUUGCACAGGUUACGUAUUGGUGAGCGGAGCAUUAACAUUCUUGGUCCCAUACUGGUCCAUCGUUCCCGAUGCAGCAUUUCCGGCGGCAUUUGCUGGAUUAGACUUGAACUGGAUUAAGUAUUUAGUAUCAGUAGGAGCAUUGUGUGGAAUGACUACUACUUUGUUUGGAUCUCUUUAUUCGUUGCCCAGAUGUAUUUAUGCGAUGGCCGAUGAUGGAUUGAUUUUUAAAUUCUUAGCCAAAGUCAACAAAAAAACUCAAAUACCAAUAAUAAAUUUGGCUAUAUCUGCCUUUUUGUGUGCAUUGAUAGCCUUAUUCUUYGAUUUGGAAAAAUUAGUUGAAUUUAUGUCGAUCGGUACAUUGUUGGCUUAUACUAUUGUCAGUGCUUCAGUAAUAAUAUUAAGAUACCGUCCUACCAACCGYGGUCUAGUACGGGAUUCUAGUAGUCUCUUAGAACUUCCUACUUCGCAGGCAGACUCUUUUGAAAUGGACAUGGGAGGACGCUUAAAACCAUCCUAUAAGUUUCUAGAACCAUUUUUUGGCGAAUUCGAACCUGGUUACAUAGUUUGUGUGAGUAUUGGUUGCUUCACAAGUUCCACCGUCAUCUUGUGCGUUUAUAUUCAAUACUGGUUUAAUAUCGAACAUGUGAGUUGGACCGACGGCGUUGUGUUGGCAAUGUUGGGCACCGAUUUAAUUUUAUGUCUGCUCCUGAUUGAAGCCCAUGARCAAAAUUCAACAGAACUMCCGUUUAUGGUACCCCAUGUGCCUCUAAUACCAUCGCUUAGCAUUGUUUGUAACAUMGUGUUGAUGACUAAUCUUAAUUUGCUUACUUGGAUACGGUUUUUCAUAUGGAUGGUUWUAGGUCUUUUGAUUUACUUCUUGUACGGAAUGCACCACAGCAAAGAAAACGACGUCACAUCUUAUUCGGUAUUGCUUUCGUCCUCUGAAGCGGGAAAGACACCGUGGGGAGCUAUAAACAAAUCUAGAAAACGAGUGAAAUCCGAAGAUGACCGGAAACCAAUUAUUGACAAUGAAGAACUUGCAGAAAACGGUUAUUACCACUGAACAAAUAAUUAAUAUUAGAUGAUCUGCUAAAACCGUUAYUAUUAGUGAGAUGUUUCAUCGUGUUGCUGAAAAAUACUCGUYGGAGGGUGCCAUUCAAAUAUAUAUAUAUAUUAUAUAUUUAUAUGUAAUAAUAAAAAUAGUGUUAAUAUUAUGGUCGGUUAAAACUAUAUGCGUGUUGUUUAUACGUAGUAUCCUUGUAGGUCAUUAAACCAUUGCUACGGAAUGUUUUGAAUAAUAUCGCAAUAUUUUUCGUUUCUGUGUUAACUUUAACUUCAAAAUAUGUUCUUACACGUUACACUCCUGUUAAAAAGUAUAUUACCAAAAUAUGGUUAAUCGACAAUCGUUGUCCAUGAAAAUUGAUUGAUAUAAUACAAUGUGUGUAUAGAAUUUCUAAACA